GGCCGGGCGAGCCGGACUUGGGGUUGGGGACGAUCGGUGGCGGCCGCGUCCCUAGUGCGUGGCUGCCGGUUGCCGGGUGUUUCAUCACCCGAGUGGCCACGAGGCUUCGCCCAGGGAGGGAUCCGGGCGAAGGAUAGGGGGCGAGGCCGGCCUAGGAGGCUGCCCCCAACCCCAUUUGUGAUAGUUUUAGAGUGCGUCCCACCAGUUUGAGCUGUAGGGACCUUAAAGUUGAUUCACUACGCACCCCGGGACAAAUAGGAGAAAAGUAUUAUUUCUGCGUAGUAAUUUGCCAGCAGGGACAGCCUUUUCCCCUCUUUGCUUCUUUACAGUCUUGCAGCAGUGGAGAAGCGUGAUGUAUCCCUGUAACCUGAAAAACGAGUACUUUUUGGAAACCUUAAUUAGUUGCCACUGGGGGAAGUUACGUUGUAUUAAAGCGACUUGUCAACUUGAUGUUAAAAACUUGGAAAGAUUAAGUUGAUCUCAAACAGGCUUAAGUAGGUGUGGAGGAAUUUUCCACAUUGAUUCUUCUUGACUUAAUGGCUGAGGAAAAAAUUGAGGUUUCCUAUUUUACUUGUAUUUCUCGCCCCCCCAUCCGCCUUUGCAGGUGGUAUAAAAUGUUUACCAUAUUGUAACAAUGUUUAAGCCUGCAAGGCUCUGUAUAGGUCAGAAUACUAAGCGUCCUUUCCCAGUCUUUAUUAAUAAGUUGUUACCUUUUAACCCUGUGUUUUAUUCACAGGUGGGUGAUUUUCCAUCUCGUUUUAUUUUGGUCUAAUUUUUUUUCCCGUAUGUGUAGAGGGCGAAGGUUUGUGAGGGAUUCCUUCUCUAUGGAUAACUAUAACAGGUUUGCUGAGGAUUUUUUGUUUUCUUGAGCAUGUGCUCAGCCGGGCCUCUUAUUUUUUUUUUUUUUUCCUCUUUCAACAUUAGUGUGAAUGACAAAACGCUUAAGCAGUUUUCCCCAAAGCAAUGAUUAAUUUAAAGGAACUCUAGAGGGUUUCUCAGUCAGGGUUUACAGACAUCCUUACACCGACUUUUCCCUCUGAGCAUUUAUCAGAGGAAUAAUACUUUUACUUUAAGAAUGUUUCUAGUGCAUCCUGUGUUCCAUACCUCUAAAUUUAUACCCUAUUGGAGGCAUGCUUUACACACAUUGUAGUCAUUUUUAGGACUUUGCCCCUUUUCCUGCUGACAGAAUGGAAUGCAUACUUUUGUUGUUCGUAGCUUCAAUUUUUUUUUUUUUUUUGAGACAGAAUCUCACUGUAGCUCUGGCUAGCCAGAACAUCCAUAUGUAGAUAGACCCAGAUCCCGGUGUCUCCACCUCCCAAGCAGUAGGAUUAAAAGAUGAUUGUGGAUUCUUCUGUGGGAUUAGAAACCACGUUUGUUGUGAUCGGAAAACUCCAGGAAUAGCAGCAGAGAUGGAUGAACAGGCUCUAUUAGGGUUAAACCCAAAUGCCGAUUCAGACUUUAGACAAAGGGCCCUGGCUUAUUUUGAGCAGUUAAAGAUUUCCCCAGAUGCCUGGCAGGUAUGCGCAGAGGCUCUCGCACAGAAGACAUACAGUGAUGAUCACAUAAAGUUCUUCUGCUUCCAAGUAUUAGAGCAUCAAGUUAAAUACAAGUACUCAGAACUAAGCACUGCUCAGCAACAGCUCAUCAGGGAGACGCUUCUCUCAUGGCUUCAGGCUCAGAUGCUGAAUCCGCAGGCAGAGAAGACCUUCAUACGAAACAAAGCGGCCCAAGUCUUCAUGAAACUCGUAGAAUCCUUGUGUCAAGUAUUACAGACUGCUGGGUUUUUCAGCAUCGAUCAGGAAGAAGAUUUGGACUUCGUGGCCAGGUUUUCUAAGCUGGUAAAUGGAAUGGGACAGUCGUUAAUAGUUAGCUGGACUAAAUUAAUUAAGAAUGGGGCUGUCAAGAAUGCACAGGAGGCACUGGAAGCCAUUGAGACAAAAGUGCCACUUAUGUUACAGCUGCUAGUUCACGAGGACGAUGACAUUUCUUCCAACAUCAUUGGGUUUUGUUAUGAUUAUCUCCAUAUCCUGAAACAGCUUUCAGUACUCUCUGAUCAGCAAAAAGCUAAUGUAGAGGCAAUCAUGUUGGCCGUUAUGAAAAAAUUGACUUAUGAUGAAGAAUAUAACUUUGAAAAUGAGGGUGAAGAUGAAGCCAUGUUUGUAGAAUACAGAAAACAGCUGAAGUUACUGUUGGACAGACUUGCUCAGGUGUCACCAGAGCUAGUGCUGGCUUCUGUUCGCAGAGUCUUUAGUGCCACGCUGCAGAACUGGCAGACCACGCGCUUCAUGGAGGUUGAAGUAGCCGUGCGAUUGCUGUACAUGCUGGCGGAAGCUCUCCCCGUGUCCCAUGGCGCUCACUUCUCAGGUGACAUGUCAAAAGCGAGUGCUUUGCAGGACAUGAUGCGGACGUUGGUGACAUCAGGAGUCAGUUCCUACCAGCACACAUCUGUGACCUUGGAGUUCUUUGAAACUCAUUCCAGUCCUAAAGUCCGGAGCAGAACUGCUUACCUGUUUUCUAGAUUUGUCAAAUCUCUCAANAAACAAAUGAAUCCUUACAUUGAGGAUAUUUUGAGUAGAAUACAAGAUUUAUUAGCCCUUUCUCCACCGGAGAAUGGUUACCAGUCCUUGCUGAGUAGCGACGAUCAGCUCUUCAUUUAUGAAACAGCCGGGGCACUGAUUGUUAACAGUGAAUACCCCGCAGAAAAUAAGCAGGCCUUAAUGAAGGACCUCCUGACACCGCUGAUGGAGAGGUUUAAGGUUCUGUUGGAAAAGCUGAUGAUGGCGCAGGAUGAAGAGAGACAAGCAUCUCUUGCAGACAGUCUCAACCACGCGGUUGGAUUCGCUAGUCGAACCAGCAAGGCCUUCAGCAACAAGCAGACUGUGAAACAGUGUGGCUGCUCCCAAGUCUAUCUGGACUGUUUACAGACGUUCCUGCCAGCCCUUAGCUGCCCUUUGCAAAAGGACGUGCUCCGAAGCGGGGUUCGGACCUUCCUCCAUCGAAUGAUCAUCUGCCUCGAGGAAGAGGUCCUCCCAUUCAUCCCCUCUGCCUCAGAGCACAUGCUCAAAGACUGCGAAGCGAAAGACCUCCAGGAGUUCAUUCCACUCAUCAACCAGAUCACGGCCAAGUUCAAGCUGCAGGUAUCCCCAUUUUUACAGCAGAUGUUCAUGCCCCUGCUUCACGCCAUCUUUGAAGUGCUGCUGCGGCCGGCAGAAGACAACGACCAGUCAGCGGCAUUGGAGAAGCAGAUGCUGAGGAGGAGCUACUUCGCCUUCCUGCAGACGGUCACUGGCAGUGGGACGAGCGAAGUGAUCGCCAAUCAAGGUGCAGAAAAUGUAGAACGGGUGCUGGUUACUGUUAUCCAAGGAGCCGUUGACUAUCCAGAUCCAAUUGCACAGAAAACGUGUUUUAUCAUCCUCUCAAAGCUGGUGGAGCUCUGGGGAGGCAAGGAUGGACCAGUGGGCUUUGCUGACUUCGUUUAUAAGCACAUUGUCCCAGCGUGUUUCCUGGCACCUUUAAAGCAGACCUUUGACCUGGCAGACGCACAGACAGUAUUGGCGCUUUCUGAGUGUGCCGUGACUCUGAAAACAAUCCAUCUCAAACGGGGCCCCGAGUGUGUUCAGUAUCUUCAACAAGAAUACCUGCCCUCCCUACAAGUUGCUCCAGAAAUAAUUCAGGAAUUCUGUCAAGCACUUCAGCAGCCUGAUGCUAAAGUUUUUAAAAAUUACCUAAAGAUGUGUGCUGUAUGGAUGUGGGCUCUAGAGAAUGGAAGAACCAGAGAGAUUAGAGGGCAGCUGUUGGAGUUAAGGUGAGCAGGUCAAGUCUGUCUUGAGGGCAGUCAGGACAGGAACUUGAAACACAAACCAUAGAGGAACACUGCUUGCUGGCUCGGCACAGGCUAAAGCGUAGCUGGUUUUCCUACACAGUCCAGAACCACCUACCCAGAUAGUGGUGUUACCCAAAGUUGGCUGAUCCUUCUCCUAUCAAUUAAAAGUCAAGACAUUGUCCCACAGACCAGUCCUCAAUAGACAGGGAUGUCAGUCCCUCAGUUGAGACUUCUCUGGUGACCAUAGGCUAUGGCAACAGUUGAAGCCAACUAAGACAGAUGGCUUCCUUUUAGGCUUUCUUUUGGGACAGGGUCUUUCUUAUGUAGCACAGGCUAGCUUAGAAUUCAGUGUCUCUUGCUUCAGCCUCCUAGCUUUUGGAAUGGCAGGUGUGAGUCACCAUGUCCUACUUUUCUGCACGUAGAUUGUCAGGUGAAUACCGGCUCUCUAGGUCUUUGGGACAUGCCUAGAGGGUAAGCAUCCCCAUCAGAAAUCACUGCCUGCCGUGUGCUAUUUCUAGUGCAUGUUCAAUUCACAUCACUGUGUGUGGACUGCAGUGCUGGCCAGUGCCUGGUCUGACUGCUAGCCCACUCUUUGGUCUCAGAUAUUAAACUGUAAAACCUUCUAAUCACCAAAUCAACAGCAGCUCUUUUAAGGCCGAAGGCAAUAUUGUUUGCUACCAAAGCGUGACUAGUGUUCAGAAGCCUUGAAAAGAAAACCCAUCCUUUCU
This is a messenger RNA of Mastomys coucha (southern multimammate mouse), 4551 nucleotides long. It is a transcript of the gene Xpot, whose product is annotated as exportin for tRNA. Gene Ontology annotation, molecular function: tRNA binding; small GTPase binding. Gene Ontology annotation, cellular component: cytoplasm; nuclear pore; nuclear matrix. The record is from RefSeq and is a predicted model, not a curated record. The transcript is spliced from 25 exons. Bases 1410 to 3809 code for a protein of 799 amino acids. Lineage: Eukaryota; Metazoa; Chordata; Mammalia; Rodentia; Muridae. Gene Ontology annotation, biological process: intracellular protein transport; tRNA re-export from nucleus.